AUGAGUGGCCGCAACAACCAAGGGUCGAACAAUCAUCGCUAUGAAGGGCCAGCGAUGCCACCGCGCCGCAACGGCCACCGCCAAAACCGGCGCCACGGCGACCGGGACGACAACACGGCCGGUGACCGGCAUCGGAACGGCCGACACAACCGAAACCGCAACCGCAACCGCAACCGGGACCGGGACCGCAACAACAACAACAACCCAAACCCGAACCCAGGCCCAAACCCAGGCCCAAACUCAAACCCAGGUCCAAAUCCAAGCCCAAACCCAAACCCAGGCCCAAACCCAGGCCCAAACUCAAACCCAGGUCCAAAUCCAAGCCCAAACCCAAAUCCAGGCCCAAACCCAAACCCAGGCCCAAAUCCAGGCCCAAACCCAAACCCAGGCCCAAAUCCAAGCCCAAACCCAAACCCAGGCCCAAACCCAGGCCCAAACCAGCUGUGGGGUGCAGCGGCGGCGGGGCUGCCACCGCCACUGAUGGUGCUGUUCCAAACGGGCCAGGGCUGCGGAGCGCAGAUCCACUGGGACCCCCUUCCAUCUGGCGGGACCCCGAACGCCCCUAACCCGUUCGUCAACCCCGGCGACACCAACAACGCCAACCCCCCCAACCCGUUCGCCAACCCCGGCGACAACAACAACGCGAACCCCCCUAACCCGUUCGGCGCCAACCCCAAUCCCAACCCACAGCCAACCCCCCAGCAGCCAAACCCCCAGCCCAACCACGACCACGACCACCCCAUGCUCGACAUCGACACGGUCCAGCACCUCGAGCAGCAGGUCGCCUCCCUCCACGGCAACGCCCUCAACGCGCGCCACCAGCUGCGCGCGCUGUUCACCGCCGCCGCCGCGUGGGGCCCCAACUCCGAGCACGUCGUCAAUAUGAUGAUUGACAGGGUGCGCGAGAACGCGCCGGGGACCGAGCUCGGGUGGAUGUUGGCGAGGGAGGGGUACGCUGGGAACGGGGGGGAUGGGAACGGGGGUGGGCAAAAUGGGAAUGGGAACGGGGGGAAUGGGAACGGGAACGGGGGCAACGGGGGGAACGUGGGGAAUGGGAACGGGGGGAACGGGAGCGGGAGCGGGGGGAACGGGAGUACAGGUGGUUUCUCGUCGUCGACCACAUUGUAA
Messenger RNA from Hypoxylon fragiforme, 1128 nucleotides. RefSeq lists its product as uncharacterized. NCBI's taxonomy places the organism in Eukaryota, Fungi, Ascomycota, Sordariomycetes, Xylariales, Hypoxylaceae. The record is from RefSeq and is a predicted model, not a curated record. The transcript has a single exon. The coding region runs from base 1 to 1128 and encodes 375 amino acids.